This is a messenger RNA of Paramecium octaurelia, 2992 nucleotides long. NCBI's taxonomy places the organism in Eukaryota, Ciliophora, Oligohymenophorea, Peniculida, Parameciidae. The record is from the annotation of a GenBank genome assembly.
AUGAAUUAAGUAAAUUAAGAGAGCUUGGAAUUAGCAAAAGAAAUGCUAUUAGUUGGUCUAAAUAAUCCAGAAUUGAAUGAUAAUAUAGAUAAGGAAUGGAAUUCAAGAAGAAACUAACCCAGACCCAAGACAGCUUUACAUGAUAGAAGAUAACAAUAAUUAUAAGAGUUAAAGGAACAUUUUACAUCGUCCAAUCAGUUAUAAUAAUAGCAAGCAAAAAAGGAAAGAACCAAUCAAUAAGUUCAUCAAAGAUUUUCACCUUUACCUUAAAAUAAGGAGUUAGGAGCCCAUUUCGUGAAUGCCAUUGAAAAAUUCAAUGAGAAUUUAACCAGAGAUUCAGGUGUCUCAUUAUGCUUUAAUUUGAUUGAGAAAAACAAAGACUUAUAAUCAGUUUAAACAAUGAUAGAAUGUUUAUACAGCAGUUCAAAAAAAAACAUUAAUCCUAAAACAAAUAGUUAAAAUACACUUGCAAUUGAUAUGGAAUUGAUCACUUUAGGGGAAAUAAUUAAGUAAAAUGAAGAAUCCUUAACCCCUUACUUAAUUGAUAAGAUAUUUCAAAUAAUAAAAAAGCAAAUGAAUGUAAGAAUAGAUUAUAUAUAGAGUAAUGCUGAAACAACAAUUUAAGCAAUGAGUUAUGUUCUUAUGUAAUUGUUAUCUCAAAUUAAUGUGUCAAAAAUUUAUUAAGAAUUAAAUGAAUGUAUAUAUGACAAAGCAAGACAAGUUCAAGUGGGUACAAUUUUACCUUACCUGUGUUAUUAUUUAUAGUAAUAAAAUAAGAUCGAGGAGUUUACUAUUUUAGGAUAAUCAAUUUUUGAAAUUUUUAAAGUAAAAAUUUUAUAAUAGAAUAGAAAUUGAUGAUUGACAGUUUCGAGUUUUUGAAGUGUAUAGAAUUUUUACUAUGCUUAAAUUUGAAUUUGAAUCAUGAAAUCAUUAUUUAAAAAUCUUUAAAGUACUGUUAGGCACCUAUUAAUAAGAAUUCAAAAUACUAUUUAAUAGUUUGUUAAGCCUGUAAGAUUAUCGAACAUAUGGGAUCAAAAACAAGAUUGAUGUCAAAUGAAGUAAUAACAGAGAUGGAAAAGUUAGUUAAUGACAGAAGAGUGGAUGUGUAGGUUGCAGCUAAAAAAGCAAUAUCAACUUGGAAAGAAUAAGAAAUAAAAUUAAUUGAUAUUUAAUUGGAUUAAUUUUACAAUAAAAUUGGAUUUUGUUAGACUCCAUAUACUGAAUAUUAAAAAAGAGGGUUUUAAAGUCUAAUAAGGGCAAGUUCUUUUGUGAGAAAGAAUUCAAGAUCUCCAAGCCUACCUAAGAAACUUUAGAAUUAGGCAGCAAAACCUAAAAUUAAGGAGAAACUUAAUAAAAUAAGGUCUAAUUCACCAAAGUUUUAAUUAUUAGAGGAAGACACAGAAGAAAUAAAAAGAAACUAAGCUUUAUAAUUAUUGAAAUAAAAAAAAGGUGAUUGUAAAUAGGAGUAAAAGAAUAACGAGGAAGAUAUUUUUGAGGAUUCUUUAGAAACCAAUCCAUUCUAAGUUAUUCCACAAAAAUCUCAUAGAAAAUAAAGCUAAAUUGUUGAAUAAAAAGAAGAAUUAUAAUAUAGCUUGAUGCAAGGUUAGCAAAAUAAAGAAGAUGCUUAGUAAUUGAGUAGGAUGCCAAAUAUAUAAUAUAUUGAUAAUGUUUAGACAAUCAAAAAAUCAUUGCAUUCACAAGGUUAAGAGGAAGAAAAAGGAAACUCUGAUCCUGUUAAAGAAAUCGUUUAAAAUAUAGAAUAGGAUAAAUAAGAAAAUUUGAUUAAUUAAUAAACAGAGUAUGAAAAGGAAUAGCUAAUUCAAGAUAACAAUGUUUAAGAAAAUUUCUUUAAUGAUUUUCAUCUAGAGAAAGGUAAAUAAUUGAUUUAAGGAUUAUAAAAUAAAGAAACAUCUUAAGGAGAAUCCAAAAAUUAAGAAAUUUAGUAUGAGAGGAUUUAACAAUAGAUUUAAAAAGUUAGAAGUGGAAAUGUGAAAAAACAGGAAGAAGAUGAAAUAUCAUUUGAAGAAUUAGAAAAUUAGUAAAAUGGCGAUAGUAAUUAUUUUAAACCUUUUGAAAUUAAGUAAAUAUCCAAUUUCGAUGCAUCCAUUUAAGAAUUCCCAAAAGAAUAUAUCUCCAAAAACAAUAAUAUUAAUUAUGAAUAGGAAUUGAUUGAAGUUAACAAUGUGAAUUAAGCACUUUAAUAAGAUUAAGAAAUUAUAGAGUAAAAUAUCUAUGAAAGAAAAGAGAAUGAAUUAAAAGUUAAAUCUGAGUAAGUUAUGCAAGAAGAAAAUAUAGAACUUGAUUUAACAAUAGAGGAUAUCAAAAAUCUUGAUGCAACAAGAGAUGACUUAGAAUAAAAGGAGAAUAUAGAAGAUUAAGCGAUAUUAUAAAAAGAUAAUGAAGGAAAAUAGUUGUUAAAUAUAGAAGAAAUAAAAAAGAUAGAAGAAAUAUAAAAAAAUAAGAGAGAAUUAAUUGACAAUUAAAUUUUAGAAUCCAAUAACAAAUAAUAAUAAUAAGAGUCAAUUAAAAAAGAAGAUUUUAAAGAAAGUUUGACAAACAAAAAGGUUGAAAAGUAGAGCUAGAAAAGAGCAAGAGAUAAAAGAAAUAGAUAUUAUUUUGAAUAAGCAUUAAAUAAGGCAAAACAGAAUGUGAACGAGGGGUAUGAAAUGGUGUUUGAAAAUUGUGAUGAUUUAUAAAAGAUACAGUAUUUUAAUGGUUAAAUUAUAGAUUCAUGAUGAUGGUAGAUCUACAAAUCAACAAAUUAAAUAAUAAAAUUAUGAAUAAGAUUAUUGAAUUCAUGAACGAAAUGAGAGAAACAGAAGUAUUGAAUGUUUUGGGAAUAAAUUUAUAUAAACAAAUAAAGGAGUGUGAAUACUUUGAUGAAAUCAACCAUGAGGAUAUGCAGGAAGUGAAAAGUAUAUUAUAUGAAAUUAGCGGAAGCAAUUCUGAAGGAAUUGGAAUGAUGGCAGUAAAUAUCUAUAAUGAACUUUGA